AUGAUACCUAAACAUGCUUUAAAUGCUAUUGAUAAGUUACUUCAAGACGUUUGCAAUAACAAGUUUCCUUUCGGUGGUAAAGUUAUUCUUAUGGGUGGGGAUUUUAGGCAAAUACUUCCGGUUGUAAAGAGAGGGCAACCAGCUGAUAUUGUUGAAGCCUGUAUAAAAUGUUCUCAACAUUGGCAAUAUGUUCAGCGAUUUUCAUUAACAGAAAUUAUGAGGGUUCAGGCCGAAGAAGAGGAAUUCUCUCAAUGGCUUUUAAAACUUGGUAGUGGAACAUUACCUUUAAAAGCAGAUGGUUCCUUUCGCGGUUGCAUUGAGAUUCCUGAGCAAUGCUUGCUUGGAGAAAAUGAAUCUUUAGUAGACAAGAUUUUUGGAGUUGCAGAAGAAGAUGAUUAUGCUAAACGUGCCAUUUUGACACCCAAUAAUGUUGAUUCUUUAGCAAUAAAUGAAGAAGUUUUGGACCGUUUACCAGGUGACGUUAAGGUUUAUUUAAGUGCUGAUACUAUUGAAACAGAUGAUCUUAACGAAAUCAAUAAUUUUCCUGUUGAGUUUUUAAACAGUCUUACUCCAUCAGGAAUGCCUGUUCAUUGCCUAAAGCUAAAAAUUGGUGCUGUUAUAAUGUUACUUCGAAAUUUAGAUCUAAAAGCUGGACUUUGCAAUGGUACCCGAUUGAUAGUGCGUGCUCUACAAAAUAAUUACAUUGAUGGGCAAGUUCUAACAGGUGUUUCAGUUGGCAAGAGGGUAUUUGUCCCUCGGGUUCAGUUAACACAAUCUGAUUCAAAUUUACCUUUUACUCUUAAGCAAUUUCCUGUAAGAUUAGCAUACUCAAUGACCAUAAAUAAAAGUCAAGGUCAAACUUUUGACAAAGUUGGUUAUAUUUUGUAA
This is a messenger RNA of Hydra vulgaris (swiftwater hydra), 888 nucleotides long. NCBI's taxonomy places the organism in Eukaryota, Metazoa, Cnidaria, Hydrozoa, Anthoathecata, Hydridae. The record is from RefSeq and is a predicted model, not a curated record.